Molecule: messenger RNA, 2508 nt
Organism: Phycodurus eques (leafy seadragon)
Lineage: Eukaryota; Metazoa; Chordata; Actinopteri; Syngnathiformes; Syngnathidae
Gene: tmem240a
Product: transmembrane protein 240a
Exons: 4
Coding region: 454-981 (175 amino acids)
Source: RefSeq, a predicted model, not a curated record
GGGGGGGGGGGUCGUCUCGUCGGUGCGCAUUCGCGACACAUCCGUCCUGGCGACAGUCGCCGUUCGGCCCCAUGGAGGCCAGCGUUUUCCGGUACUGAGGCGGAAUAUCGCGGGCCGUGGGAGAACGGAUACGGAGGCUUGCCCUUUUUUGGAUUUGGGAUUUUGGAUGUUCGUUGUUGUUGUUGGCGAGGAUACCCUUUCGUUUUAGCCGUUUCGAUUUUCAAGAUGGGGUUGCAAAAGGAUCGGAUCCUUUCGCAUCCCUAAUUCGGAGACAGUCGCAUCGGAGACACCGGCGAGGGCAGGCUGCCGCUUCCCGGCGAAGGGAGGGGUACCCCGGGUAGCCGACGCCGGGUACGCCGGGAGCCGGGCGCCGCGCGGCGGCUCCAUGAGGAGGGAGCCCAGCCGGAGCGGAGCGCGAGAGAGCAGCGGCGGCGAGCCGGUUCGGAAGUUUGGAUGCAUAUGAUCACAACCACCAUGAUUUUUAUGAUUCUGGGUGCUUCAGUUGUAAUGGCGAUCGCCUGCUUAAUGGACAUGAACGCACUACUGGAUCGCUUCCACAACUACAUCCUGCCACAUCUCCGAGGGGAGGACCGCGUCUGUCACUGCAACUGUGGGAGACAUCACGUCCACUAUGUCAUCCCGUACGACGGGGACCAUUCCCUGGUGGACUCCUCGGAGAACUACUUUGUGAGCGACAGCGUGACCAAGCAGGAGAUGGACUUGAUGCUGGGCCUGCUGCUGGGCUUCUGCAUCAGCUGGCUCUUGCUGUGGCUGGACGGCGUCCUGCACUGCGCCGUCAGGGCCUGGAGGUCGAGCCGCUACUACGAUACGCCGUCCUGGUCGUGGCUGCCGCAGUUCUGCAACCUUCGAGAGUUGCGCCGAAGGGCCCAGCUCCGGCAACUGGACGACUCCGGCGGCAACAUGGUGCACAUCAAGCAGAAGCUGUACCACAAUGGCCACCCGAGCCCCCGCCACCUCUGACUCGACGGCAGCCCGACCGAACCCGAGCCCGUCCUCCCCCCGCCCUCAAACCUCACGGCGGGCGGCCUCGCGGGAAUUCUCCAGCACCCUGCGUAACGUUGCCCUCGGAAAAGCCCCGAGAAAACUUCGCUCGGUCAGAAGCGGGCCCCCGUCGGAACAAAACAAAACAAAAAAACACUUUUUCCGUAUAAGGACAGUUUCUGUGUUCAUUGUUUAACUUGGCAUGCUCUUUUAGAACAGGGUACGAUGUGGGCAGUGUUUGCAUUUUUAUUUUGGGUGGGAGAGUUGCUGCUUUGGGGGUGGGGGUGGGUUUUUGUGACGUUAGAUUGCUACUUGUGGGUAAAUAAAAAACAAAACAAAACAAAAAAGAGGUAGCGGGGGGUUUGAUGACAUCGCUAACGAUCGGCCCGGUGGGUCCAGAUCACAGCAACGGAACGAGAUGAGUCUGUUUCAAAACUGGAUGUGAAACCAUGGGAAAUUCUGACCCAAAAAAGUGACACAGACCAAUUAGCUUUACAGUGAAUUAACUGAAUGUAAUCUUUUUUUCCCUGUAAAUAUGCGAGGGGGGAGGGAACGAAAAGGGUUGUGGUUUGGGUUCUCUUUGCGACAUUUUAUCAUCCUUUGUUACAAUAGGAGAAUAUUCCGUCUUCACAUAUGUCGACCCUCUUUGCGUUUCUGUGGCCACUUGUUGCCGAGCAGAAUUCACAGAGCUCUGAGCAUGACUACCCAAUGAAAAGGAUAACAAAAACUAAGGGAAUUAGUCCACUGUGAGGAUUGACGACCCUUUGAUGCGAAUACAGAAAUGUGUUUCUAAACACAUGCGUCACGUUUGAAUAUAAUCGCUGCAAGCGUGUGCAAAGACUGAGAACUGUGUCGUUCUCAAUCGUGGGGCUAUUUGGUUAAAGUCUUUGAACUACUAAGCGUAAGCGCCUUCACUUGCAUCGCAAAGUCAAUGGCGGGCACGGAGACCACGCUUAACAACACUCUGACAAAUUUCGAAGACAUGCGGGGACUUUGGCAAUGAAUUUGUAAUGAAUUUGUUUCCCAAAAUAGUGCCCCCAGCUGAUCACUGUGUACAUUGUACACUUGCAUAAACAGCAAACCUCAAAUAGACAGCUCAUUUCCCCCCCCCUCCGGACAAAAAGUUACAGUUCGGGUCAUAUGACAUCUGUGUCGCUGUCGACUUCAUUACCACAGCACACGCCUGUACAGUCGGUAGUGUACUACGUGGCAUCUGUAAAGCUGACGUUUAUCGUGGAGCUGAACUCAUUCACUGCCAGCCUUCCCAGUUAACAUGGAUAUUUGACUUCUAAAGCCGUCAAUGGCAGUGAAUGUGUGAAAGAGAAAAUUGCUGUCAACCCUUCAACGGUGACCUAACAAAAAUGCGCACGUUUUCGUGUACUUGACUCAUCACAAUCAGCCAUUCAGCACAGGGAACCCUCACCAGAUGCCCCCUCGCCCACCCUCGCCCUGUCCAGACAUUGCUGUUGUGAGGAUGAAAUGUCCGUUUUAUUAAAAGCGCUAUUG